UAAGAAAUAGUAAGAAUGAAGGUAAAAACAGCAGAGAGGAAUUAAAUGAGAAGAAGAGGAGAAAGAGAGAGAAAAAAGUGGAGUGGAGAAAUGAUGAAUGGCGGAGAUGACAGAGACGCAGACAAAGGAUUAAUAUGGAAACUUCCAGUACUCAAAACUAAGGAGUUGGGCAAAAUUGGCCCAGCUUUCGCCUUCGGAGCUGGCUGCGGUUUCGGCUUCGGUGUCGGCCUUAUCGGCGGUGUGGGCUUUGGCCCUGGGAUUCCGGGACUGCAGUUUGGUUUUGGCAUUGGUGCUGGAUGUGGUGUUGGUUUGGGUUUUGGAUAUGGCAUUGGCAAAGGUAAUGCUUAUGAUGAGGGCAGAAGAUACUCAAAUAUUGGGAAGCCUUUUAAUGGGUCAACCAUUCCAUCUCAGGAUGAGAUGGGUGCACUGGUUGAUGAGCUUGUUAUUAACUCCAAGAAGCUAAUUGUCGCUGCUUCAAAGGAAAUCGACAAAUGGAGACGAUAGGCAGGAGUUUACUAGUUCCUAGUGUAGCUACUAUGAAUCUUCUUAAUAGUAUUAAUUGUUGCUCCUAAGGUGGAGCACAUGUAAAUUCUCCAAAAGGCAUGCAUACAUGAUAGAGCCAUAUCCUUUGUAUAUUGUUGAAUAUACAUUAUGGUAUAUACUGUUUAUCUUGGUUCAAA
Messenger RNA from Beta vulgaris subsp. vulgaris (sugar beet), 680 nucleotides. RefSeq lists its product as hypothetical. The coding region runs from base 46 to 504 and encodes 152 amino acids. Lineage: Eukaryota; Viridiplantae; Streptophyta; Magnoliopsida; Caryophyllales; Amaranthaceae. The transcript has 3 exons. The record is from RefSeq and is a predicted model, not a curated record.